AUGCUCAGCGCUUGUGUGCACGGCGUCGAGGGACCGGAGGCGCUCCAGGUUGACGUGGUCGAUGGCCUCGUGGUCGAGCGCGCCGAGGCUGGCGACUACGUCGUCGCGAUCGGCCCGUUCCUCCCGGUGCUCGCCAAGCGCCUGGCCGCGCGAAUAGAGCGGCAAGGACUGUGCGUCGGCGACCUGCUGCAGAACGUCCAGCUGGAGCCACUGCGCUCGCUCGCGCAGCUUUUGUGGACGCUCGAGGCGCUGGCGACGGCCGAACGCGCGCCAAAGCUUUUGGUCGUGGACAUGGCGUGCCUCCAGCAGGCCACACACGACGCCUACGAGCUCGGUCUCAUACGGUCCAUCUCGCUUCAGCUCAAGCGUCUCAGCCGACUCUGUGGCUGCAGCGUUCUGCUCGUUUGUCUCGGACCGGCGCACCACGUGCUCUGGCAGGGCAGUGUGCAUUGCACGCUAACUCUACGCACGUCUGGCGCCGAGUCGACGGCUGCGCGUCUCGUGACGGGCACACGCUCUAGCUUUGUGCGUCUGCAAUGAUCUUGCAGCACGGGUCGUACUAGACGACGCAUCCGAGCAUGAGCCACCAACGACGAUGAUGGUGGCGACGUACGUAUUUGGACUUGAGAAAUUUGGGCAGCGUGUCCUUGUUGAGCAUAAACACGAUGGCUUGCUGGGCCUACGUCCCUCAUGAACUGAGA
This is a messenger RNA of Saprolegnia parasitica CBS 223.65, 701 nucleotides long. RefSeq lists its product as hypothetical. The record is from RefSeq and is a predicted model, not a curated record. The transcript is spliced from 4 exons. Lineage: Eukaryota; Oomycota; Saprolegniomycetes; Saprolegniales; Saprolegniaceae. Bases 1 to 540 code for a protein of 179 amino acids.